This is a messenger RNA of Menidia menidia (Atlantic silverside), 2220 nucleotides long. The record is from the annotation of a GenBank genome assembly. Lineage: Eukaryota; Metazoa; Chordata; Actinopteri; Atheriniformes; Atherinopsidae.
AUGGAGCAAGAGGAAGUAGCAACCUGUGAGAAUGAAUGUGAGAAUGAAGGCUCGCAGUUGGUGUUCAGGAUAGAACGAGAGGUCUAUGAUGAAUCUUUCAUUCGGACACAGCUUCUCCACCACAAAGAAAAUUCCACCACCCUGAGACAAAGGCUGGCAGAGAAGUUCCAAUGUUCAUCAAAGAGGGCCAAGGCUGUAGCUCUGAGUGUGCUGCCAAUCCUAACAUGGCUUCCAUCGUACCCGGUCAAGCAGUACCUCUUUUCAGAUGUGGUCUCGGGGCUCAGCACAGGAGUUGUUCAGCUUCCCCAAGGACUAGCUUAUGCUAUGCUUGCUGCUGUUCCUCCAGUUUAUGGUCUGUACUCCUCAUUCUACCCAGUCCUACUGUACACCUUCUUCGGCACGUCCAGACACAUCUCAGUAGGCACCUUUGCUGUGAUAAGUCUGAUGAUCGGUGGUGUUGCAGUGAGGGAGGCCCCAGACUCCAUGUUCCCAUCCAUUGGCAAUGGCUCCAAUGUCUCUGUCGGGGUGGACGAGGUGGCCCGUGACGCCAGGAGGGUCCAGGUGGCCGUGGUACUCACCACCAUGGUGGGAAUCAUCCAGAUUGUUUUCGGUCUUCUCAGGUUUGGCUUCGUGGCAAUCUACCUAACAGAGCCUCUGGUUCGUGGCUUUACGACGGCAGCAGCCGUGCACGUGGUCGUCUCCCAGCUCAAGUACUUACUUGGGGUGAAAACACAGCGCUUCUCUGGGCCCUUGUCUGCUAUUUAUAGUGUGAAAGCGGUAUUCGGUGAGAUCACCAGCACAAAUUUAACCACUUUCCUCCUUGGCUUGGCGGGCCUUGUGUUUCUGUAUGGGGUCAAAGUCAUCAACGAGCGCUACAAGAAGAAGCUGCCAAUUCCCAUUCCUGGAGAGAUCAUUGUGGUUAUCGUGUCAACUGGCGUCUCUUAUGGUUUGUCUUUAUCAGAUGACUAUAAAGUGGACGUGGUUGGGAAGAUUCCAACAGGGCUUAGCCCACCUGCUGUCCCAGAGUUCUCCCUGUUACCCAGUUUGAUCACCGACUCGUUUGCCGUCGCCAUUGUGGGAUUCUCAAUGGGCAUCUCUCUUGCUAAGACCUUUGCCCUUAAACACGGCUACAGUGUGGAAGGCAACCAGGAGCUGAUCGCUCUUGGCCUGUGCAACUUCAUCAGCUCUUUCUUCCAGACGUUUGCCAUCACUUGCUCCAUGUCGAGGAGCCUGGUGCAGGAGAGCACCGGGGGGAAAACGCAGAUCGCCGGGCUGCUGGCGUCACUCGUGGUGCUGCUGGUGGUGGUGGCCAUUGGCUUCGUCUUCCAGCCGCUCCCCCAGACCGCACUGGCAGCCAUCAUCAUGGUCAACCUGCUGGGGAUGUUCAAGCAGUUCAGAGACAUUCCCAGCCUGUGGAGAAUCAGCAAGAUCGAGUUGGCCAUCUGGCUGGUAGCCUUUAUAGCCUCUGUGCUGUUGGGUCUAGAUUACGGCCUCCUUGUAGCUAUUGCCUUUGCCUUGCUAACCGUCAUCUACAGGACCCAAAGCCCUAAAAAUUCCCUUCUGGGCCACAUUCCCAACACAGGCUUGUACUACGAUGUGGAUGAGUACGAAGAGGCAUCAGAAUAUGAGGGGAUCAAGAUUUUCCACUCUAAUUCCUCGAUUUACUUUGCUAACAGUGAUCUUUAUGUGAGCUCCCUCAAGGAAAAGACGGGGGUUAACCCUGACCAGUUGCAAGCAGUCCGGAAAGCCCAGAAAAAGCAGAAGCAGAAGGCAAACAGUAACCAAAACUCUCCAAUGAAGGUUUGUGCCAAGUACAAAGACGAGGCUGUGACCCAUGAGGUUUUGCCUCAGGACCAUGACGUAAACGAGCAGAGGAACGGACAAUUGGAAGACAAACACCGGGAGGCAAACUCUGAGGAGGCUGUGUUCCUGGAACCUCUGGGCACCGUGCACUCCAUAAUUCUGGACUGGACGACAGCCAGCUUCAUCGACUCUGUGGGAGCCAAAGCCAUCAAACAGGUUAUUAGAGAAUAUGCUGCCGUGGAUGUUCGGGUGGUCAUAGCUGGCUGCAACAGGAGCCUACUAACCACACUUGACACCUUAUUAUUCUUCACCGGGGAUGUGACCACAGACAUGGUUUUCCCCACAGUCCACGACGCAGUGCUGCACUGCCAACACAAAUUACAGCCAUCCACUUCUCCCCCCAAUGAAGUGACCUGA